AUGGACCCUGAGGUUUCACUACUGCUGGACUGUGCAGACUGUAAAGGACUCAGGAAGUCUCAGGUACAAGUGGAACUCUCAGAACGGUAUAACAGGCAAACAGAUGCAGCGCUUGAAGACCACAUUGAGAAGUUGUGGACACAGAGAAUCGCUAAAGAGCCCUGGAUUUUUAAUGGAGCGAAGUUUAGACUACACUCUUUCCAGUGGUGGAGGAAAAAGAACCCAGAAUCACAGGCUAUAGACGGAUAUAACAAAAGCUAUGAAAACAAACUUGUGGACUGCAGAGAUGGAGAUGCAUGUUCAGCAUUGUCCAGAGAUGAACACACCAAGAAUAAAACUGCAAUGCCAGCAAAAGAAACUCAGAAGGAAGAAGGCUGCAUCCUUGUUCUGCAACUAGGCCUUACCUCUUAUAAAGAUUACCUCGGUACAAACUGGUCUGAACAGGCAGAGGAGCUGUGUCGACGUGGGCUGGUGGAGUUUGGUGAACCACGGUCGCUCCUCGCUCAGCCCCUGGGAGUAGGUGCCGUUCUGUGCACAGCAGAUGAGCAGAUAGUUUUCAUCAGAAGAAGCCAGACUGUUGCAGAGGCAGGUGGCCAACUUGACAUCCCAGGAGGACACCCUGAGCCAAAGAUUGUGUGUGAGAAUUUGGGUGUGAAGAUUUGUGACAAGAUCAGCGUUGACAUGUUGAGUCCGGUAGCUGUUGCGACAGAACUGUUUUCAUCGGUUGCUGCAGAGAUCCGUGAUGAGAUAAACAUUCCUUUGAAUUUCCUUGGAGAGCCAGUGUUGAUGGGAAUUGCACUAAAUCAUACAAGUGCAGGUCGACCAAGUGCAGAGUUUUACAUCAGAUGUUCACUGACUUCGGACCAAGUCAAAGGGUUGUACUUGAAAGGUGGUGCUGAGGCAAAUGAGUCAACUGAUAUCAUGUUUGUCAACAAACAGACUGUGCUGCAGUUGGAUCAAAAAUCUCAUUUGUGGCCUGAGCUGUGCCCUUCAGCCAAAGGAGCCAUUCUACUUUAUCAGAUGGUGAAGCCAGACGAAGAAGUGAACUAA
Messenger RNA from Knipowitschia caucasica, 1050 nucleotides. The record is from the annotation of a GenBank genome assembly. NCBI's taxonomy places the organism in Eukaryota, Metazoa, Chordata, Actinopteri, Gobiiformes, Gobiidae.